AUUCAAUGCAAAAUGUCGAUUCAGUGGUUGUAAGCCUGCACGAAUUUUAGAUUGUCUUCUCUUUUCGUGUUUUGUACAUUUGUUUGUAAGUGAAGAAUUUGUAGGUUGAUACAGUUUGAAUUUUUACGGAAACAAAAAAGAGGUUGAGACGAGUGGAGUAGAAUUUUACAAAUAUAUGAAUAGUUACUUUAUUCGCUAACGAAAAACUCCAGAAGUUCAAAUGGCGGAUGUUUUGGAUAUUGAUAAUGCCGAGGAGUUCGAAGUAGAUGAAGAAGGCGACCGCAUUGCACGUUUAAAAGAAAAGGCCAAGAAAAGGAAAGGAAGGGGUUUCGGGACAGACAACUCAGCUCGUGAAGACAUCCGAGAUUAUGAGUCCAUGGACGUCGAUAAUGAAAGUGAAGAGCCGGGACCACAGAGGUCGGUGGAAGGGUGGAUUCUGUUUGUGACGUCCGUCCACGAAGAGGCUCAGGAAGACGACAUUCACGACAAGUUCUCAGAGUUCGGGGAGAUUAAAAACCUGCACCUCAACCUGGACAGACGCACCGGCUUUCUGAAGGGAUACGCUCUGGUCGAGUAUGAAACCUACAAGGAGGCACAGGCGGCCAGGGAGGCUCUCAACGGGGCAGAAAUCCUGGGACAGCAGAUUGGCGUGGACUGGUGUUUUGUGAAGGGCCCCAAGAAGACAAGAAGCCGCCGCCGUCGAAGAUAAAAAUAUUUUUUCAAACCAUGUUAAACCAUGAGUAAUAUCAUAAUAAUAUACUUUUUUUUUACGUAUGUCAUUACUGCUUUCUUUCUUGAAAUACACUUUUAAACAUUGUA
Bacillus rossius redtenbacheri is the source of this 819-nucleotide messenger RNA. RefSeq names its product RNA-binding protein 8A (gene tsu). The transcript is spliced from 5 exons. NCBI's taxonomy places the organism in Eukaryota, Metazoa, Arthropoda, Insecta, Phasmatodea, Bacillidae. The record is from RefSeq and is a predicted model, not a curated record. Gene Ontology annotation, molecular function: mRNA binding. Gene Ontology annotation, cellular component: nucleus; exon-exon junction complex; cytoplasm. Gene Ontology annotation, biological process: RNA splicing. Bases 221 to 709 code for a protein of 162 amino acids.